This is a messenger RNA of Erpetoichthys calabaricus (reedfish), 916 nucleotides long. RefSeq names its product RNA transcription, translation and transport factor (gene rtraf). The record is from RefSeq and is a predicted model, not a curated record. NCBI's taxonomy places the organism in Eukaryota, Metazoa, Chordata, Cladistia, Polypteriformes, Polypteridae. Gene Ontology annotation, cellular component: tRNA-splicing ligase complex. Gene Ontology annotation, molecular function: RNA binding. Gene Ontology annotation, biological process: tRNA splicing, via endonucleolytic cleavage and ligation. The transcript has 8 exons. Bases 121 to 849 code for a protein of 242 amino acids.
CACGAAAGGGACACUGAUUUUGCUUGUGCGCCCUGAUUGCAAAGCUGCUGAUGUAGCGCUGCACGCCUUGCUUGAACGCUCGUGCUGUAAUUUCGUUGACUUUAUUGACUGGGUCCGACGAUGUUUCGCAGGAAAUUGGCGGCUUUGGAUUACCACAAUCCUUCAGGGUUCGAUUGUAAAAAUGAAACAGAUUUCAGAAACUUUAUUGUCUGGCUAGAAGAUCAAAAAAUUCGGCACUACAAGAUUGAGGAUCGCGGCAAUUUAAGAAACAUUCAUAGCGCAGAAUGGCCAAACUAUUUUGAAAAGUAUAUGCAAGAUGUGAACUGCCCUUUUACAGCUCAAGAACGGCAAGAAACCGUGGACUGGCUGCUGGGUUUGGCUGUGCGCUUCGAGUAUGGAGACAAUGCGGACAAAUACAAGCAUUGUGUUCCACAGGCAGGAGAUGCUAACACAGUAAAAUCUUCUGAUCCUCUCAUAAACUUGGAUGUCAAUAAUCCAGAUUUCAAGGCUGGAGUUCUUGCUUUGGCAAAUCUUCUUCAAAUUCAGCGCCAUGAUGACUAUCUUAUAAUGCUGAAGGCUAUUCGUAUUCUGGUACAAGAACGUUUGACGCAAGAAGCCAUCUCAAAAGCAAGCCAAUCAAAAGAGGGUUUACCGGUCUCUCUGGACACUCACAUCCUUGGCUUUGAUACAGGAGAUGCCACCUUAAAUGAGGCUGCAAAAAUACUGCGGCUACUGCACGUCGAAGAACUCCGUGAUUUACAAACCAAGAUUAACGAAGCCAUCGUGGCUGUGCAAGCCAUCAUAGCCGACCCCAAGACUGACCACCGACUUGGUAAAGUGGGCAGAUGACAACCUAAAGACUCCUGUGGCCGAGAUCUGCUUCUCGUACUGUGACUGCCUGACUGAGAGACACUCC